AUGUCUGCCAAUGAUAUUUUGGAUGUGUUAAACAUCCAGAGAGAUGAGCUGAAGCAGCCACCAAAGAAGAAGCUAAAGCCAACCGCAGAUUCAAACCCAAGACUGGGGAUGGCCAGAGAGCUUUACAACUUGAUCGGUCCCAAUACUCCUCCAGUGAAUCUUUCAUCUUCAGCAUAUAAUACAAACACAAAGGACAGGUUCAAGUCUAAGCCAAGCCCAUGGACAAGAAUUGAGUUUAAACCCCGUAAGGACCUGAAGGUAAACUUCAACCACUGGGUUAAGGGAUCUAGAGAGUUAUUGGAAUCCGAAGAGGAAACCAAGAAACCCUACUUCUUUGAGAAGUUCAACGUUAAGUUGGAUAUCCCGGAGUUGGUAGAUGAAGAGACAUUUGAUCUGUUCAUGAAGGAAAUAGAAGAACAUGAGAAAGAAGUCCAAGCUAUAUUGGCCCAAAGAAGAGAAGAAAAAGAACAAGCUAGAAAGCGAGAAAGAGAGGAGUCCGCCAAGUUGAAGGAGACAGAAAAGAGUUCAGAUAAUAAGCUGCAUCAAGUCAAAAAAGAACCGGCAGAAGUUCCAAAAGAAUCCCAGGGAGACGACAAGAAGUCGGAUGAAGAAGACUCGAGCAAUGAAAAGAGUGAAACCAAAGAACAUCAAGAUGAGAAGAAGGAAGACCAAGAAAAAGAAUCCGAGGAUGAGCAAAAAAGUGAACUCGGGCAGAAAUGGAGCUAUGAUGAAACAAAGUAUUUGUUUGAGUUAUGCUCUGCAUUUGAGCUCAAGUGGCCAAUCGUUUACGAUAGAUAUAAUUGGCAUACUACCUCUAGAACAUUGGAAGAUUUGAAAGAACAGUUUUACCGAAUCUGCGCUAAAAUUUUUGAAUCUCAGGAGAACUCCAACCCAGCUUUAAUCGAAUCCUUAAAGGUGUUUUCAAAAUCCAGAGAAAUCGAAAGGAAAAAUUAUUUGGAAAAUUUAUUAAAGAGGACACCUGCCGAAAUCGCUGAAGAAGAAUCACUAGUCAUAGAGGCCAGAAGAUUCGAGCUCGCUGCAAAGAAAAUGCUCUUAGAAAGAUCACAUCUUUUGACUUUGCUUGAUUCUCCUCAAACCACUCAGCCAAUCCAACAAUACCAGUCGUCGCAAGGUUUGACCAAUUUGUACAACAACUUAAUGAUUAUUGACAAGCAUCAGAAGAAGAGGCAAUUGCAACAGCAACAACAUAGAUCUAUUGGUUCUCUGAAUCAAGAUCCAGUUCCUCCUCCAAUUCCUAUCGCUGCUUCAUCGUCAUUUAAGAAGGACAGAUCCUUCCAAACCCAUUUACAACAAUAUUUGUCAGGUUUGCUCAAACAAAAUCAAAUCGUUAAUCCAAGUGUAAAACAAGAAGCUAAUACGAUUCAACAGUUAUUAGCAAAGAGAUUGACCCAAAAGGAGGAAGAAGCAUAUGGACUCUUUUUCCAUGGUACUGAAAAGCUUACCCCUGGUGUUAUUCUUAGAUCAAGUCAGAAAUUGCCAGGUUUACAACAAAAACAAUCAGUACUCAAAUCUGUGAAUUCUGUAUUACAUGAAUUGGACAUACCUACAGCUGGGGGUACUAGUUGGAAACCUAUCAUGCCCACUAGAAAGACUAUGACUAAGUAUGAUGAAUUAAUUAGGUCUGUGGUAGCAUUAUUGGAUGUUAAAAAAGGUAAGGAUAAGCUUGAAGCCGAAAUUCGCCUUAUCAAGAGUCAAAGAGGGCUUCAAUAA
Messenger RNA from Suhomyces tanzawaensis NRRL Y-17324, 1731 nucleotides. It is a transcript of the gene SWC4, whose product is annotated as Swc4p. The record is from RefSeq and is a predicted model, not a curated record. The transcript has a single exon. Gene Ontology annotation, molecular function: transcription corepressor activity. NCBI's taxonomy places the organism in Eukaryota, Fungi, Ascomycota, Pichiomycetes, Serinales, Debaryomycetaceae. Bases 1 to 1731 code for a protein of 576 amino acids. Gene Ontology annotation, cellular component: NuA4 histone acetyltransferase complex; Swr1 complex. Gene Ontology annotation, biological process: DNA repair; negative regulation of transcription by RNA polymerase II; chromatin remodeling.